Molecule: messenger RNA, 1152 nt
Organism: Sphaeroforma arctica JP610
Lineage: Eukaryota; Ichthyosporea; Ichthyophonida
Exons: 4
Coding region: 144-989 (281 amino acids)
Cellular component (GO): eukaryotic translation initiation factor 3 complex; cytoplasm
Molecular function (GO): RNA binding; translation initiation factor activity
Source: RefSeq, a predicted model, not a curated record
CGCUUAUUUACUAUUAGAGAACAAACACACUAACACAUAAGUACGUGUGCUGUAUUGAAGAAUAGGCGCCUGCACAAUAUACUCGUGCAUAUAUAUUCUACAUUCGUUUACAACCACCAAAUUCGUUCGCUUAGACAUUCAAUAUGCCGGCAGUAGAGAAGAAACCCAUGUGGGGAGACUUGGAGGGCGACGAUGACGAAGAUUCAGGUUUGCCCCCUACAGAGACCAAGGGCCCAAAUAAAGACGGGAUUAAAACCGUAAUAGAGUACAGAUGGAAUGAUGACUUCCACCCACCUAAGAAGGAGAAGGUUACCAAAACCUACAGGGUUGAAGUGCAGAAGCGCAAACUGAACAAAGCCGAGCAGGAGCGAGCGGGAUGGGCCAGGUUUGGAGAUGCCAAAGGAGCUCCCAAGGGACCGCAAUCGGAUACAACCUCAGUGUCUGAUGAUGUAUAUCUCACACUCACAUCAAGCAGUAAAGAUCUGGACAAGCCUGAAGAGGACGAUCCUCUCAAGAAGAUGACGUCGUCAAAGAUUGUUUCUUGCCGUAUAUGCCAAGGUGCCCAUUUCUCAGCCAGAUGUCCAUACAAAGACACCAUCUCCAUGCCAGAGGAGCCCGAACCCGAACCCGAGCCUGAGCGUCGCACUGGUGCGUAUGUACCUCCCAGUAUGCGUGGCGGUGCUAGUGCAUCUGCCUCAGCUGGUUCAAGGAUGGGAGGCCGCGAUGACGAUACGACUACCGUGCGUGUGACGAAUCUGUCUGAGGAUACACGGGAGAGUGACUUACAGGAGCUGUUCCGACCGUUCGGAAUGAUUACGCGUAUAUUUUUGGCCAAGGACAAGAUCACUGGUCUAUCCAAGGGCUUCGCGUUCAUCAACUAUGUGCGAAAGGAUGAUGCGCAAAAUGCGAUCGACAAGCUGUGCGGCUAUGGUUAUGAUCACUUGAUUCUGAACGUCGAAUGGGCCAGACCUGCCGUAUCUGCCGAUUAAGUGCAGCAAUCUAGUAUUAAAAUCAAACAUGUGGAAUAGACAAGCGGGCAACUACAUGUUUCCUUCUCUUUUGGUGAAAAAAAAACAGCUGAAUUGAGUAUAGAAUUUGGAUAGAACCAAUUCUCGGAAUAUAUUAGUUACAUAUUAAAAUCUGGUCAACUUG